GCUCUGGGAAUACAGUCCACUCCCCCAAGUGCUUCAUGCCCACGGUAUCACCCGGGGAGGGGGGCGGGGGACGAGCGGUCCCCCGCCCCAGCCAGCCCGCUGGCUCCCCGGCCCGCCCCACUCCUCCCGGCGCCUCGCCGCAGCUCCCGUCCCAUCCCGUCCCGUCUGACUCACCCGGCCCCGCUUUGCCUCCGCGAGGAACCGCCGCCGCCGCCCCGAGCAGCCGCUUUGCUGUUCGGCACCGGCACCGGCCCCGGCGGCAGCACCGACGGCCGGGUCUCCGGGGCCGCGUCCCGGGGCAGCCUCCGGGCCAGCAGCGGGGCGGAGCACAGGGACAGCCGCCGCCGCACCUCGUCCCCGAGCCACGACGGGGAGAGAAGAACCCCGCUGCUGCCCGCCUGCUGCAUCGCCGCCCGGGCGGAAGGCGCCGAGCUCUUUCGCUUUCGUUGCGACGGAGCGGGGCGGAACGAAGCGGCGGGGAGCGGGCGCGCGCGGCCCAGGGACGCCGCCCCGGGGGCGCCCCGGGACACCGGCUGUGGAUGGCAUCUAAAGAUGAACAGGAGGCUGAGACCACCUUCUUGGCACAAGGACCUGUUGUGAUCAUAGACCCCACUAAUGUCAAACAAGACGCCAAACAAAAAGUGGCAGCUAGUUCAUGGGUGUGGAGGACAUGGAGGCACUGGAAACAGCGGUUUUGGCAGUCAAAAUUCUGUUGCCUAGGCCUAUCUUUUGGACUUGUGGUGGUGGUCAUCAUUGGACUUGUUUUAAAACUUGAGAUACCGUAUGGUGAAAAAUUCCAUCCUGAACAGUGCCCCAGCGAGUGGAUAGGUUACAGAAAGAAAUGUUAUUUCAUCUCAGAGGAGGAAAAGAACUGGACAUAUAGUUGGGCCUUCUGUGCUAAGAAUGAAUCCUUUCUAGCUUUUUUUGAAAACCAGGAAGAAAUGCAGUCUUUAGCUAAGCAUGUGAAAGUAGAUGGCUCCUGGAUUGGAUUGCGCAGGAAAGGUGAAAACUUCUACUGGGAUAAUGGUGUUGCCUUGAAGAUGGACUCGUUCCAGAUACGGAAUCACUCUGAGUGUGCCUACUUGGAUGCCUUCACUAUUUCUACAUCAGCAUGCUCUUUGCCCAGGCGCUGGAUCUGUGUCCAACUUCCUUAAAGGGAUGACUUAGAUCUCCAUCUCAUAUUGAGAUUAAGAGAUAUCCAUUGUGCAGUCACUUUGCAUAGAUGGUAGGCCUGCUGCAGCCAUGCAGCCUCUCUAAACCUAAAGCAGGGAGAAGAAGAUUUGUCUCAGCUUCCAAAAUGUGCUUCAAGGUCUUCUGUCCUAUGUGUGCAGUAAAUCUCCUGCCACUGGAGCAAAAGUGUGGCAUUUACUGAUCAUAAAGUACAGGAAAAAAGCGUUCUGCGCAGACGGCUGUGGCAGUCUGGGACAUGAGAGCUGCAACUGUUUGCUGGUGCCCCUCUGCUGAAGCUUCCUAUGCAUUGUCAGCACAACCCCUCAGCUGCUCCAUUCCUGGUGUGGGUGUGAGGGGUCUACAUUAGCUUUUCACAUUUGUGCUAUGUUGCAGGAAUCUCCAGCAGACAGGUAGAGCAGAUAGCUGGGGGCAGUAACUUGCCUCAGCGAGAUCUCCUGGGAUUUCUGUUGGAGCCUUCUGUUGGCUGGUUACUGAAAGGACAUCAGGAGCAGGUUGUGCAUUUCUCUACCGCUUGCAUUUUACCUGCUAAUGAUGAUAGAGCGAUAGAAUCAUAGAAUCAUUUAGGUUGGAAAAGACCCUUAACAUUAUAAAAUCAAACCAUAAAUGAUGUAGCAGCCUGGUAAGAAUUUCCUGUAAAAUGAUGAACAUAUAUGUGGUGCUAAAGGUGGCAGGCUGUGCCACUGAAUUACUUUUUGGGAUGCUAUGUGUAGGGGCACUAGUCCUGAAUCAGGUCCCACUGAUGCCAGCUUUACACCGAAAUGCUUCCACAGCCAACUGCACUGAGGUUAUCCCUGCUUUACACUGGUGCAAAUGAAGUCUGAACUCAUACUCUGCAUUUCAACAGCUGUGCAAGUCAUUAUGACCUAUGUAAAUUUAUUUUGAUACAAACAGAAUACUAAGGAGAAUAUAAUGACUUUCAGGUACUUGAAAUGUGGAAAGCUCCCUUACUGAGUUCCUGGGAAGGUGCUGUUUGAGAGAGGAGGGGGAGGCAGAGGUAUAAGACAGUUUGGGACUCUUAGCUGCUCUUAGACAUUCCCUCUGGGAUUUUGAGACAAAAAGAUAACCGGAACUGCACUGCAUAAAUUGCACUUGAGUGCUCAAGAUUUUAGUAGCUCACUGUACUCACUACAGAUUUUGUUUUGUGUUUGUCUAGGUUGAACUAAGCUAUUUUCUGUUACAAAAGGCCUUCCUCAUGUUGACAGUUUUCAGGGAUGAUUUUUAUUGUUAAAAGAAAUCUUUGACUUGAGAUCAGCAGCUUUCAGGCAAUACAAGCAACUGGCAUGUUGCACACAGACUCUUGUUUUUCUGACAUAAGUGUUCAGGAUCAGGUACUGAGGACAUAUAAUGCAUGUACACAGAAAGCUGCAAAGGGAGGGAAUUAUCCAAGAGUGACUGACAUAGCGAGCGACAGUCUUACACAAGCCUGUGUUCAAUAAAGAAACAUUGCAACAACUGAUUUAAACAUUCCUAAAUAGAGAUGAGAAGGCUUAAAUGACUAGUCAUGUGGGAUUCCUUGAAGUUCAGCAGACUUGUCAUUUUUCUCAUCUGUAAGUUGCAUAAGAACUUGUUAAACAGAUCCAUUCCUUCUUGCAGUUUCAGCUGUUUUCCAACCAUGCACGGUAAACCUAAAAAACAAAAGACACUUUGGAGACAUAUCAGUCUCAAAGCCUGCAGUCAUUCAAAUUAAGUUUCAGUCUCCAAAUAAUUUGUAUUCAGAGGUUGCUGGACAUCAAGACAAGAUCCUAAUUUUUUUGCCCACAUUUGAAUUUUCCCUCUCCAAAAUUACAGGCCCUCUUCUAUUUGGUGAAAGAGGAAUCUCUACAACAUGCAUGCAUUCUGCAGCAUCUUUAAGUGGCAGGUUGUCAUGGUUUUGGCUGGAGUAGAGUUAAUUUUCUUCAAUGUAGCUGGUAUAGUGUUGUGUUUUGGACUUAGUAUGAGAAUAGUAUUGAUAACACACUGAUGUGUUUAAUGGGUGGUGCUUGUACUAGUCAAGGACUUUUCAGCCUGUCAUGCUCUGCCGGGUGCAUAAGAAGCUGGGAGAGGGCACAGCCAAGACAGCUGAUCCAAACAGACCAAAGGGAUAUUCCAUUUCAUAUGAUGUCAUGCCCAGUAUAUUAACUGGGGGGAGUUGGGCGGGGGGGAGAAGCAGCGAUUGCAACUCAGGGACUGGUAGCAGUCAGCGGUCGCGUUGUUUGUUUUUUCCCAUCCCCCUGAGGUUUCACCUCUCCUUUUCUCUCUUGUUAUUUUCUUUGUCAUUAUAUUAUUGUUGUUGUUAUUACUAUUACUCUUUAAUUAUUAAACUGUUCUUAUCUCAA
This is a messenger RNA of Phalacrocorax carbo (great cormorant), 3506 nucleotides long. The record is from RefSeq and is a predicted model, not a curated record. NCBI's taxonomy places the organism in Eukaryota, Metazoa, Chordata, Aves, Suliformes, Phalacrocoracidae.